Messenger RNA from Macrobrachium nipponense, 795 nucleotides. RefSeq lists its product as uncharacterized. The record is from RefSeq and is a predicted model, not a curated record. The coding region runs from base 1 to 795 and encodes 264 amino acids. Lineage: Eukaryota; Metazoa; Arthropoda; Malacostraca; Decapoda; Palaemonidae. The transcript has a single exon. Gene Ontology annotation, cellular component: extracellular matrix.
AUGUCCUGGGAAGUCAAGGACGCGUCUACUUACCUAGACAAGUCCCACAGCCAAGUCCUCAGAGACGGGACAGUGGAAGGGCAGUACUCUUACCUGAGGCCUGACGGUAAGCUCCAGGUGGUCACCUACACUGCCAACAAGGACACGGGCUUCGUUGCCAACGUGGAACUGGUGGAUGUGAUGCCUCCAUUCGGCGAAGCUGGUAACCCUGCUUCUUCUGCACGCCACGCAAGUCACAAUGGCAGGUCAUUUUCCCAUUCGAGGAUUGACACAUCUUCUGGUGUUAGUGCCCUGGGUACAGGAAGGUCCCUCCAUUCUGGCAGUUCAAGUGUUGGUCACUCCGUCACGCCCCUGCCACACCUGAACAACUUCGGUAGCAAAACUCUUGAACAAGCAAGGACUCACACAGUAACAACAGCACCAGGUCUCCAUAACAUUAGCCCAAAUGCUCAGGCAACUUUCUUCCAACAAUCCCCCGGAAAUCAGCCUUCGGUUUUGACGCCUGCCAUCCACAGAGCUGCAACAGAAACCUCUUCUUCUUUCAAGCACAACAUUGCUCAGAAUGAUUUCAGAUCAGUGACAGCAGUACCCGUCAUACAUUCUCAAAAACCAGUUGCCACUCUUCAUCGUUCUUUCCCAGUUCUUCCACAACCAGCCAGCUUUAGCAGAAGUUUUUCUGGGUCUUCAGAUCACUCAAAUGUAGAAAGCCUACGAUCUGGAGUAGCCCAUGUAACAUUCAGCUCACCCACACACCAGUAUUCUUAUCCUCUUGAUGGUGUUACCUCAGUAAAUUGA